Culex pipiens pallens (northern house mosquito) is the source of this 3289-nucleotide messenger RNA. Its product is annotated as adhesive plaque matrix protein. The record is from RefSeq and is a predicted model, not a curated record. The coding region runs from base 1239 to 3161 and encodes 640 amino acids. The transcript has 2 exons. NCBI's taxonomy places the organism in Eukaryota, Metazoa, Arthropoda, Insecta, Diptera, Culicidae.
AAAAAUAAAUACAAGACUGUUUUUAAUUAUAUCCAAAACAUGAAUUCAUAUUCUAAGAAGUGCAAUAAAAUUUUAUUCUGGAACUGUAAUUUUAGAUAAUUUUGAGAUAUCAUUGGUUCAAUACGGAAGGCACCUCAAGCUCUAGGAAUCAGUACUUUUUCCUUAAUUUUCGCCAAUACAAAACAAUUUAUUUUGAACGAACAAUUUGUGGUACUCAAACGCAAACCAUUCCCAAACACAUGAAGUCCAUACAAUGGUGUAACCAUCUUUACCCUCAGACCUAUUAUAGGUAUUGGCCGUGUGGUUGACUCAAUGGAUUCUGCGUGUGCUGCCGAUCAUUUCCUCCUUUCAACGAAGACGACGAGCUGAAUUGCAAGAGUCAAUAGGUAACGAGUGAGGAAAAUGCUUACAAAAGUCGAAUUCAGGCAGCCCAUCGAGGGAAAACCCGUCUUCGCCCAUGCUGCUUUCCUUGGCCGGAGUAACACCAACCAACCAACCCACCCCACCUUUGCUAUGCUGCUCAGAGAUGCUAAACAUUAGCCAUCUUACUCGACGGGUAAGCAGCUCAAUACUCUCUCGCAUGAACGUGAAAUGGCAUUUCUCUCGCGGAAAGAAGCGCGAACUCCCUGCCAAGACAGACCUCAACCAACUCACGAACCAGCCCCAGAAGAUCAGGUUCGAAUAUGCUGAAAUUUUAUAAAAGAUGAUCUCCGUCGGCGAGGAAGUUUAGUCUGGCGAAGAAAGUGGCAUCGGUAUCAUCGCGUCCCCCUGGAGUAUUGAGCUGAAGAAAUCCGCCGAUCUUUGGGAAGCUGAUUGGCCCCCUCCGAGGAACCUGCUGGAACCUGAUCUAUUGGACCGAUAGCCGUCGAGGUGCGCGCGAAAACUCGUUUUCGGAUUUAGUUUUGUGUUGCGCGCGCGCCAAGUGAAAGAAUCGUAUAAAGAAAAGUUUGAAUAAUCAAAGCCUCAAUUGAGAGCAGUUUUCUCAACGGGAUAUAAAAAUGAUACGCAGUGCUAAUAGUAAACGAAGUGUAAAAGGCCAUAAUUUGUGCAAUAAUUGAUAUAUUACUACCAUCAUCCAGAGCCCAAACACCAGAGUGACUGCGUGCAGUGAACGAAAAACCACAAAAAGAGAAAUGAUACGAGGAGUCAUUUGAACUUGAACGGGGCGAAGAAAAUUGAGUGAUCCACCUGAAUUCACGCCGAGUUAAAAACCAAAACCGCAACAACCAAUAAGCAGCAUGGCAGUCUGCCGACAGCUAACAUUCGCGCUGUUUUUCGUCUGCUCCACACUUGCUGUAGAAGUUUCCCACCACAACGGCUUGGAAGCCGGUUCUGAUGGAGAAAUCACCAACACAGCAAAGCCACUGCUGGAUGAUGAAGUACUACCAAAGUUGCACCGCCAGAAACGACACGACAUAGAGAUACAUCGCGUCAUCAAACGAAGACCCAAGUUACCUCCGCCACGCCGAAAGCCAAGACCACCACGGAGGCCACCAAAGCCGAAGGUCAAGUAUGGACCACCAAACGUCAACUACCCACCGCUGACACAUUAUAAGCCACAUGGCUAUGAAGAUACGUUCAGCACUAGUUACGAAACAUCUUACACUGAUCAAAAUUCCUUCGGUGAGCCACCGGCCAGCUACGGAAAACCGAUUCAUCCGUCACCAACAUUUGGAUCGCCACCAUUUGCCUAUGGACAGAGUUCAAUUUCUUACCAGGGGUCUUCUUUUGGCAAACCAAGUUUCGAUGAGGCCAGUUUCGAAGGAUUUGGUAAACAAGUUUAUGGUGGUUCAAGUGAUUUGGAUGAGUUUCCCGGAAUUAUAGAAGGUCCCACGCGAACAUACUCAUCAAACAGAAUUCCUAAUUUUGGUGGAUCACCCUCGAUACCCUCGCAUGUUCACAGUAAGUCACCCUCUUAUCAGCAACCGUCAUCAUUCCUGGACAAUAGGCCUAGCUUCACUUCCCAUAAAGAACCACCCAGCUACACCCGGCUAACAGAGGUUGAUAAUCCCCAGCACCAAUUUCCUCUCGAAGGUUAUAAUAAAGACCCAUACAGAACACCAUUAACCUCCUACGAAGUCCCACUGACCCAACAAAAACCUCAACUAUUUGAACCAACUAAAGAUUUCGAUUCGUCCUACAAAAAGGGGACAAAUUCAUAUCCCCCUACCAGCGUAGUUUCAACCCACAGUACGUCACACAGUAGCACAGACAGUGACGAGGAGGACUAUUACCCAAGUUUACCGAAUCGCUAUGAGCAAGAGCAGUUCCACAAUCCCUCGAAACAAAAUCCAAACAAGACCCCGUCCAACUCUAUUCAAACUAUCAACGACAACGAUCCAUUUACCAGCUUCAAUACGUACUACGAUGGAGUUUCAGAAUCUCAAAAAGUGUCCGUCAAAACAAAAACCAAUAAGGAUAACUUCUCGCUAGAAGAAUUUUACUCGGCCACACCACCGUCGUCAAAGCGUACCAAAACCACUCGUCGCAAGAAGAAACCGAAGCCCUCCAACACGCCAGUGGCUCACAAUCUUGACACGGACGACUUACGGGAUGCGUUCGGCUCAAGUUCCGACUUCCAUCAGGUGGCCAUCGACGCCGAUGAGUUCCUGGAAUUUGAACCGCAAAAACAGAUGAAACACUCGAAACCACUGGGAGUGACGAUGACUCGCAACGAAUCUCCAGCCAACUUCGUGUUGCUUUCUUCACAAAAUAGACAAAAAGAAAACAAUCAACCAAAUUACAGGACACCGUCCAGCAAUCCAAACUAUCAGAAAAAUCUUUCCGCGCUACCAGCAUCUGAUUACAAAACCUUGGACAUUAACUACUUCAAAUCGGUGGAAGCAAAGAAGAAACCUGCGCCAACUGGUCCGAUUGGUUUGGAAGAUGUCAGCAUCCUUUCCGUCCAGAAAUCCAACUCCCAAAGCUAUUACGCAGGAAACAGCAACAACGGAUUUCAGCCAACUCGGCGGCGCAACGGAGCGUACUAUCGGGCCAACCUCGACUACGAAAUGAUGGGCGAGAGCGAUGAAAACUAUGACGAGAUUGGCGAUGCAGGGACGUUUGGAGGCCAGCUUGGAACCAGCAGGGUCAAGAAAGAUUUGACGAUCAAAGCGGAGGACAGUGCAAUACAGCAAGAUACGAAGGUGGAUGCUAGCUGAGUGACAAACUUUGUUUUUGUUUGGUAGCGAGUAGCUUUAGAACAAUUCAUCUGGUACCUAUCUCAUUCAACCAUUUCAUGUUAUUUAUUGUUGUUACUAAAUAAAAUAAAUCAAUCGUUUCGUUGUAA